UUUCGCGACUCAUGAUGACAUUCAGUUUUUUACAUUUCCGUGAAAUAAUUUUUUUUUAUUAUAUUUUCAACGUGCGCUUAUAUAUAAGAGUCGCGUGAGCCGGGUUCCUUCAUCGAGUUUCAACGAAUCGUGUGAUUCUGCUAACAUCGGUGAAAUAAGUGAUCGUCUGAUUUAUAAAAUCGAAGAUAUACGAUGUCUACUUCAACAAUGCCACUUAUAGAUCCUGAGCUUUUCAAAAUCUACUGUUUUUGGGGCAGUAUACUUGCUUUAAAGCUCAUAGUAAUGGUACCGCUAACAGCACGUUAUAGAUUUACAAAUAUGGUAUUUUCAAGUCCAGAAGAUGCAGCUUUUAAGAAAGGUUCCAAAGUUGUUUACAAUGACCCAGAUGUUGAACGUGUACGCAGAGCACACUUAAAUGAUUUAGAAAAUAUUCCUUUGUGGUACAUAAUAACGUUUAUUUGGCUCACUACUGGUCCAUCCACAUGGUUAGCCACAAUUUUAAUUAGAAGUUUCGUGAUUGCUAGAAUUAUUCAUACAGUAUCGUAUCUUGCUAAAAAGCAACCUCACAGAGCAAUCGCAUUUUUUGUAGGCCUCUUUGCUACCUUAUACCAAACGAUUAGUAUUUUACUAUAUUAUUUGUAAUCUAAAAAAUAUUCUAAAACUAUAUUUUUGUUACUUAGUAUAUAAAUAAGCUACUCGUUGUAUAACAAUGCUUUUGUUGAUUUUAAAUUUUAUACCAAUUUGUGCAUUUCAAAGAGAUAUAUAUUACAUAUUGCGUGAAUGUUGAAGGGACAAUAAAUACAACUAUAAAAACUUAUAUAAGUCAAAAACAAUUUGAAUUCUUAUAUUAAGAAAGAUAGGUCAUACAAUCAACAAUAAAAAACCAAUGUAUUUCCUUUAUCAUACAAAUUACUAUACGAUUAUGUAUUUUCUACUUUCUGUAUUUACUUUAGUACUUCAUAAGCAUUUACUUUUGUAUCAGUUUAAUUAUACAUAUAUUUGAUGUCACAUGUUUGGUAUGUACGAAACUUACAUUCCAAUUUUGCUUGUUCGAGAUUCUAACAUAAUAAAGGUUACACUAAUAGCAA
Megachile rotundata (alfalfa leafcutting bee) is the source of this 1088-nucleotide messenger RNA. RefSeq names its product microsomal glutathione S-transferase 1. Gene Ontology annotation, cellular component: membrane. Lineage: Eukaryota; Metazoa; Arthropoda; Insecta; Hymenoptera; Megachilidae. The record is from RefSeq and is a predicted model, not a curated record.